Messenger RNA from Athalia rosae (coleseed sawfly), 2742 nucleotides. RefSeq lists its product as uncharacterized. NCBI's taxonomy places the organism in Eukaryota, Metazoa, Arthropoda, Insecta, Hymenoptera, Athaliidae. The transcript is spliced from 5 exons. Gene Ontology annotation, molecular function: DNA helicase activity. Gene Ontology annotation, biological process: telomere maintenance; DNA repair. The record is from RefSeq and is a predicted model, not a curated record. The coding region runs from base 1 to 2742 and encodes 913 amino acids.
AUGUAUGCUAAGGUCGAAAGCGAACGCUUGCGAUUCCUUCGAUUCAACCAGGCAAAACUACGAUCGGAAGAAUAUAUUCACCUACGAGAUACUGUCGCUGGAAAUAUCGAUGGAAAUUUAAAUCCCAAUGACAUCGGUAAUGCUUUCAUUUUACCUUCAAGCUACAUCGGCAGUCCACGGAACAUGCAAGAAUACAUACAAGAUGCGAUGAAUUACUGGCAAAAGCGAGGUUUGCCUCUUGCCUACACUUUGGUUUGGCUUAAAGAUAGAAUCCGUCCUGAAGAAAUCGAUCAAAUAAUUUCAGCCGAAAUUCCAGACCCAUUAAUUGAUCAAGAAUUAUUUGAUAUUGUCACCAAACACAUGAUCCAUGGGCCAUGCGGUGCUUUCAACAUGACGUCACCGUGCAUGGAAAAUGGAAAAUGUAAAAAAAACUUCCCAAAGCCGCAUACGAAUGACACGAUCACGGAUAUUGAUGGUUAUCCAAUGUAUCGCCGCAGAAGUACUGAGAAUGGUGGCCACACAUUUACAAUGCGACUGCCGAACUUUCCAAAUCAAGUUGAGUUUGAUAAUCAGUGGGUGGUACCAUACUCACCACUACUUUCAAAAACUUACAAAGCUCAUAUCAAUGUUGAGCUUUGCAGUUCUGUUAAAUCAAUUAAGUAUAUUUGUAAAUAUAUAAAAAAAGGCAGUGAUUUGGCCAUAUUUGAAGUACAAAACAUAAAUAAAAAUGACGAAAUAGCACGAUACCAAAUGGGCAGAUACAUUAGCAGCAAUGAAGCUAUUUGGCAUAUUCUCAGCUUUCCCAUCCACGAAAGAGAUCCUGCUAUCCAACAUCUGGCAAUACAUCUUGAAAACGGUCAACGUGUAUACUUCACUGGAGAAAAUGUUCUCCAAAGAGCGUUCCAAGCUCCGAAAACGACUCUAACUGAAUUUUUUACAUUGUGUCAAAAACCUGAUGUUUUUGGCCAAUUCGCGAAGACAUUGGUGUAUGGCGAUGUUCCACGUUAUUUCACAUGGAACAAAUCCAGCAUAUUCAAAGCUAAGACAUUGGGGAGACUUUACACGGUACAUCCAAAGCAACUUAAUGGUGGAGUAUUCAAUACAUACCAGGAUGCAUGUCGUAAACUGCAAUUGCUAGAAGACGAUAACCAUUGGGACUUAACGCUUGCUGAUGCUGCGUUGACAUCAACACCGAAUAACAUUCGUCAGUUGUUUGCAAUUAUUUUGACGACAUGUUAUCCCUCGCAAGCACAAACUUUGUGGGAAAAAUAUAAAAAUUCCGCCGACUUACAAUUAGUCAAUACCGAUUUACAACGAGAAAAUCAAUAUGACCAUGGAAGUUUAGCAACAAUUAUCAUGAACAGUGAACCAUUACUGACAGCAGAACAAAAAAUUAUUUAUGAUCGGAUUAUGCUGGCUGUUGCUGCUGAACAAGGCGGUUUUUUUUUCUUGGAUGCACCCGGUGGAACCGGUAAGACAUUUUUAAUAACGUUGAUUCUUGCCAAAAUACGGUCGCAACAAAAAAUCGCAUUAGCAGUAGCAUCGUCAGGCAUUGCGGCUACUUUACUGGAUGGUGGGCGAACAGCACAUUCAACAUUCAAGCAGCCAUUGGACGUUCAUAAUAAACCAGACGCAAUGUGUAACAUCAAAAAGAAUAGUGGAAUAGCUGCAGUGUUGCGGAAGAGUUUUAUAAUAAUUUGGGAUGAGUGCACAAUGGCACUCAAAUAUUCACUUGGAGCAUUAAACAGAACUAUGCAAGAUUUAAAAAGCAAUAAUAAACUUUUCGGUGGUGCUAUCUUACUUUUGUCUGGUGACUUCCGGCAGACCUUACCGGUUAUACCUCGCUCUACUUUCGCGGAUGAGAUUAAUGCAUGUUUGAAACAAUCAUUCUUAUGGCAAAGUGUUGAAACACUUCGAUUGACCAUAAAUAUGCGAGGACAAUUGCAAAAUGAUCCAUCAGCACAAAUAUUUUCCGAACAACUACUAGAUAUUGGGAACGGUAAAAUAGAACUGCAACCAAAUACGCAAUGCAUCAAACUACCAGACAAUUUUUGCACUGUUGUUCAGGAUAAAAAUGAAUUGAUUCUGAGUAUUUUCCCGGAUAUACAGAAUAAUUAUUUGAAUCAUGAAUGGCUUAGUCAACGGGCGAUUUUGGCAGCCAAAAACGUUGAUGUUGACGAAAUUAACUUCCAGAUACAACAGUUGUUACCAGGCGAUCUGAUGUCUUUUAAAUCAAUCGAUACUGUUGUUGAUGAAAAUGAAAGUGUAAAUUUUCCGAUUGAAUUUUUAAGUUCAUUAGAUAUCCCUGGAAUGCCACCACAUAAUCUUCGAUUAAAGAUUGGUUACCCUAUUAUUCCCCUCCGUAAUUUGAAUCCACCUCAAUUAUGUAACGGUACGCGUUUGGUCAUCAAAAAGAUCACCGGAAACAUUCUUGAAGCAAUCAUUUUGGCUGGGAAGUUUAAAGGAAAAGUGGUCCUGCUGCCACGUAUUCCGAUGAUACCAUCAGAUUCUACCAUACCCUUCAAAAGGCUACAGUUUCCAAUUCGUUUAGCUUUCGCCGUGUCUAUAAAUAAAUCUCAAGGUCAAACAAUGUCCAUUUGUGGUUUAGAUUUGGAAAAUCCAUGUUUUUCUCAUGGGCAACUAUAUGUUGCGUGUUCACGUGUUGGGAAACCGUCGAAUCUAUUUGUGUUAGCUAAAGACAGGUUAACCAAAAACAUUGUGCACCGAUUAGUGUUAAAUUAA